CUUAGCUACGUCAGUUGCAACAUCGGUAUGUGAGGAAAAAGCACACAAAAUAAACCUACAGGGAAAAAUUUUUCUUGCUUUUUAUUUAUUAUUUACACAUGAACAUGUUCUCGGAGCGAGCCCAGGUGAUACGGGAGCAAGCAAAAAAAUGGUCUCUGCAGGGAGAUUCUCAGCUUUUGGAGUAUAUGAAGGAAAUUUCGAAGAAUUUGGAGAGUUUAGCACGUCACACUGACUUGAGGAUUAACCGGAUGUGCCUUAGUGGGCAGGAAGUUAAUGUGGCAUUGGGUAAUGUAACCAAUUGCCUCCUUGCGCUGCAACAUACACAGUUUGUGGAGAAUCGCGUACAUGAUGAGGAUGAAGAUGAGAAUGUUGCUGCUCCUGACAAGGCAAGAAAGGAUGAAGCAGACACCAAACAAAUGUCACCAAUGACAACUCUCAACACCCUCCUGGGUAAUUCCGUGAAAUGCCUCAACAAUUGCUACGAAAGAGUUGAUGUGGAGCUCGAUGAAGAUAGUGCAGAUGAGGAUGAUGAACCCACGAGGAGUGUUGUCUUUCGUCCAAGAGAUCCCUACAGGCAUCGACCACUUCCGUAUGUAAUUGGCUCCAAGGAAUUCAAGGAAAAAUGGCAUGUGGGGCUCGUUGAUUCGGAAUCAGACACAGAGAAUGAAGAUGCCCAAUUUUCCGAAGGAGCUUCCGAGUCUGAAAUGUCUGUAUCACUGCCCAACAGUGCUGGAGACUCGGAGGGAGAAUCUGACUACGCUUGUCAAGGAACAAGUAAUGCUGCUGCUUACAAGAGUGAUGAUGAGCAGCCGACGAAUGUUCCUCAGGAGCGAGCUUACUUCCAACCACCGAAAAUUACUCCUCAUGGGCCUCCUCCACAAAUAGAAGAUACUCCCCCUAAUUUGUUCUCAGAUUCACCACCACCGGAAAUUCCGGGAUUAUCAAAAGUCACGGGACUCUUUAAUGACCUCGAAGAAGAUGAUUUUGAUGCUCCAGCCCCAAAAUUGGACACCAAAUCAACAUUCUUCCGACAGCAGCAUGAUCAUCAUAAAGCCGUCAAUCUUUUUGAUGAUGAACCACCAGAAUUUGAAGCUCCUCCACAUGACAAUUCUCGUCAAUCUGGACCGUCUGGGUUGUAUUUUGAGUCAGAGAAUGAAGAUGAAUUCUUCGAUGUUCUAUCCCAGCCGCGGAAGCAAGUCCAGAAUACUUCAAAACCAAGUAGGACAGCUCCAAAUUUAUUCAACGAAGAGCCUCCUUUGGAUACUUUCACCGCGCCAAGUGGGCAAGAAGACAAAAAAAUAGAAAAGAAGACUCCUGUUAACUUGUUUAGUGAUAAUGAUGAUGCUUCAUUUCCUCAAGCUUCGAUUGCUGCCAAGAAGAAUGAUCAAACUGUCGUUGAGAAGAAACCUCCUACAACAGACAUCACAAAACUUAUCUCAUCAAAUCUCUUUGAUGAUGAUGAUGAACCCGAAGACUUUCUCGAGACACUCCUGAAGGGUGCACGAGCUAAAACAAAGCCACAGGAUACAAUAAAAACAGAUAAACCCCAUGAUGUGGUCAGAGAGGAAGUGCCCAAAGACACAAAAGAUCAAAAAGUAGCAGUUAAACCUCAAUUAAAAAGCAAAGGGAGUCUCUUUGGCGAUUCUGAUGAUGAAGAUAUAUUUAGUGGAAGUUCAAAGAGUGGAUUAUUCGGGAAGAAAGAAGUAAAAUCAGUCGAUCCUCCGGGUAAAGUACAGAAAAGUGAUUAUUUGUUAGAAAAAGAAAAAAAUGAUUAUCUGAAAGAGAGUGAAAAGACUCCAAAAGCAGCAGCUUUAACUGCUAAAGAAGACGUAGAAGAGAAAAUUGAAGUUCCUCCAGAGAAAGACGAGGAAAUACAACAUCAAGAAGUGCCUGAAGAUGACCCAAUUGGUAGUCAAAUAUUUGAAAAACCACAAAGUAUAUCAUCAGACAGCUUAUUCGAGGAAAAACUAGAGGAAAAACCCGAAGAAAAAGAUUUUGUUGAACCUACAAAGCGAACUUUAGCCAUUCCACCACCCGAUUUACCCAUCAUUCCACCGGAAGUUGAUGUGCCACCGUCACUAAAACCAACAAAUGUGCAACUUUUCGAUGAUCUUCCCCCUGAUGAUGAUUUAUUUUUCGAUCGAAAAGUUGUUUCCGAGAUAUUUUAUGAUGAUUUUGCUGAUAGUUUUCCCCCAAAUGCAAUUUCUGUGAAUUCAACGGGAAGUUCCUAUAUAUUUAAUGAGGAACCACCUGUUGAUGAUUGGCAAGAAGAGAGGCGAAAGACAGGGUCAAAGAGCGAAAUAGAUCAAACAAUCGUGAAAAAGAGCAAAGAAAAGGAAGAAAAUGUCUCAAAGGAAAGAAAAGAACAUAAUUUGGGGGAUGUCUCAUCAAAGAAAUCUCUUGAAAAUACAAAUUUCCUAAGGAGUGACAGCCGUGAUAGCAAAGAUGAACCGGAUGAGAUAUUUUCGAGUGUUAAAAACAUAAUUAAUACCCAUGAGAGAAUAGAAAAAGCUCCGGAAAAAACUCUUAACAAACCCAAAAUUAAACCAAAUAAAUUGAAUAAAACAAUGGAAAUCAAUGUAGCUGCUCUAUUGCCUGGAGCGAAGAUGCCAUCGUUCAAAAAUGUUCCUGAGACUUCUGCAAAUGCUGCAAAGAGACCUUCUGUGUCAGAAUCAAUUGAAGAUGAUAUUGAGGAACAAGUGGAAAAAGCUCUCACAAAAAUUAAUGAUAAAUCAAUUAAAAUCACCGAAGAAUCAGGAAGUCAUCUUACACAUCCAAAUAAGAAUCGAGUGAGGAUUUCACACAAAAGGAGACCAUCUACGAGAAAAGGUCGUCAUGAGACGUAUAGAAAAUCAUUGAUAAUUGAUGAUGAAGAGACGAAAGAUGAGAAUACUGCAUCGAAUGAAAAGGUUUCAGAAGAUCAAACUUUGGGGGAGACGUCUGGGAGCUUGCAUGAGGAGUUUGAUAUCAAGAAGAAUGAACCAAAAAUAGAUAAGAAGUUAUCAGUUAAAAAGACUAAAGAUUUUGCCAGAAAGACUGAUGAGAUUUCAUCCUCACAAGAUGAUUUCUUUAAAACUUCAGAAGUAUUAACAGAGGAUAAGAAAUCUGUAAGAAUAAAAGAAUCUUCUUCAGCUUCAAAGAGUCUGUUUGAGAGCGAUGAUGAAAGUGAAGGUGAUAUAUUUUCUUCGAAAAAACCAUCAGUUAUUCCCAAAUCUACGAGUGAACCAACAAAAAUUAAACCAGAAUCAACUUCUCUAUUUGGAGAUUCAGAUAUUGAUGAUGAUGAUCUGUUUGGUUCUCUUAGUAAAUUCAACAAGAGUGAGCGAGUUAAGACCACUGUGCCAAUCACAAAAGUUGAGAAGAAAAUUGAAAAGAAAAGCGCCGUCGGAGAUGAUCCUCUUGCUGAUCUCCUAUAGCAAAUUACGUAAGUCCAAAUAAAUUUUGUUGAGAGGAAAAAAUAUCACAAUUUCAAUUAUCUAUGUAAUGUACAUGGCAAGAGCAGAAAAGUCGGUGAAUUGAAAUCAUUUAUGAUUGUACCAAAAUUGAUGUACUUUGUGAGUCAAUAAAGAAGACACAUUUAACGCA
Lutzomyia longipalpis is the source of this 3585-nucleotide messenger RNA. It is a transcript of the gene FAM21, whose product is annotated as WASH complex subunit 2. The record is from RefSeq and is a predicted model, not a curated record. NCBI's taxonomy places the organism in Eukaryota, Metazoa, Arthropoda, Insecta, Diptera, Psychodidae. The transcript is spliced from 5 exons. The coding region runs from base 99 to 3416 and encodes 1105 amino acids.